UUGCUCAUGCGCUUAAACACACUUGGCGCCAGAAGCUCUGUGGCGCCAGCGCGUACACACGCACACACACUCGGAGAGAGAGAGAGAGAGACAGAGAGCGAGCGAGAGAGGGGGCGAGUGAGCAGACCGCAGCCAAGCAGUGCAGACGCAAGCAAGCAAAAAAAAAACCUAGAGGCCGUCUGUUGUGCAAAGACUGCAAAAUAACAGCCGGCCGUUUGCGCUUUGAAGCUCGAUCUGAGGACGUACAGAUCGGGAAAAUAGGCAGGAUACUUCCUGGCUCAGGCUGAUCACAAGGCCUCCCAUAUCUCUUAUUCUGGGUUAGCGGUGCUCGUAGAGCAACGCUAAAUUUCACCUAAGCUUUAAAAACGGAAGUCGUCAGGCUGGAGUGCGUCCUGAUGGCUGAGUCAGAGACUGAGUGUGACACACCAGGCCUCGACACGUUGGGGUCUGAGUGUGUCAUAGCACACACACAAGUUGGAGACUUGCACUAUGCAGCGGAGACUGAAAUCAUGACCCAAGAGGACAAGAGGCUUGACCUGGAAGCCAUUCAUGGCGAUCUGGGGGCAGUCACCUGUGUUGAUGCAGUAACGGAGACGGACCAUGACUAUACAAAAUCCGAGGUGCAUCAUGAGCCACAUUAUUUUACGACUGCGGACAUGAAGGGCAAUGAGGCCCUGCUUGGUGAAGUGUUGUUGAAGACAGAGAUGGGUGGAGCUGGUGCAGAGCAUGUGGUAAAGGUUGAAUCUGACCAUGGAGGAGAGCUUACAGUGGAGUCAGAGAAUGGUGUUAUCAUUCAUGAAGCCCAUGGCUUGCAAUGCAAUGAGUGCGGUGAGAUAUUCGGCAGCAUGACUGAUCUGCACCAACACUUUGAAAUACACAAAGCAACCAACCCCUACAUCUGUGUCCACUGUGGUGAGAGCUUUGCAAUAGAAGCUAGUCUGAGAGGGCAUAUGAAGAUCCAUAUGAAAGAGAAGAGCUACGUUCCCACUGGUGUGGAUUUGGUUGGUAAAGGAGUCAUUGAUGCAUUCAACCUGAAACCCCACCAGAUGAUGCACUCCCCUGAAAAGCCACAUCGAUGCUCGGAAUGUGGUAAGAGCUUUGCUGCAGCGAUCACACUCAGAGAGCAUAUGAAAAUGCAUUCUGAUGACAAGCCCUACAAAUGCACCCAAUGCAGAAAGAGUUUUGUCCGCAGACGCCAUCUAAAGAAACAUCAGGAGUUGCAUGCUCGUGAGAAGCCAUUCAACUGCCCCCAAUGUGGUAAAGGUUUUGCUACGUCUUCUAAUUUGAAACAGCACCAGAAGACCCAUGCUGGUGAUAAGCCCCAUCGAUGCUCCCAGUGUGGCAAGUGUUUUGCUGCAGCAGCCACCUUGAGAGAACAUCAGCGAAUACACUCCGGUGAGAAACCCUACAAGUGUAACCAGUGCCGGAAGAGCUUUGUGAGGAAACGCCACCUGAAGAAGCACCAGCUGGUCCACCAGGGUGGUAAACCCUACCGAUGCUCUCAGUGUGACAAAGGUUUUAACCACUCUUCAUCCCUGUCUAGACAUCACAAGGUCCAUCUAGAGGCCAAGAUGUAUCCCCAGCCUGACAAGGAAUUCCCCUUUGACACCCCUAUGAAGAGGGGAAUGCACACGGGUGAAAAGCCAUACAGCUGCAACCACUGUGAGAAAAGCUUCAAUCACUCGUCGUCACUGUCCAGGCACCAGAGAACUCAUUCUGAUGGGAAAACGUACACCUGUGCCCACUGUGGCAAGAGGUUUAAUCAUUCCUCUUCUCUUGCAAGGCACCAACGUGUUCAUUUGGAUGAGAAGGCCUCCUAUAGUGCUAUUCCAUCGGGAAAGGGAUUCCCUCAUACUACGAUCUUGAAACAAAGAAUUCUGCAGAGUGAGAAGCCAUACAGGUGUUCUCAGUGUGGCAAGGGUUUCAAUCAUUCUUCCUCCCUGUCUAGGCAUCAUAGAAGUCAUAUUGAUCAGUGAGAUUGCCGCUAAUGUGUUGGAAGUAUUUUACAAUCUGUCCCAGCUUAGUUUCAGGACAACCCUAAACAGUUUGUCUUCAGAAAAAUGUGACCUUAGAAAUCUCAAAUUUAAUCUGGGCCUUUAGAAGGAUUUUGAUGCUAUAUUGAAAGUAAGCUUUACCUUUUAAGAGCGAUGAAUUUCAAUAAUUGGUAUGAUUGACCUUGAGCUGAUACUGAUGUGCAUACAGAGCUUGCUGUUUUUAAUUUGACUCCUGUAUGAUAAUGUAGACAAACUUGUAGCAAUUUCCUGCUUAGUGACUUGGGCCAGUUAUACUCUUAGCAAUGUCCUUGGAGUUAAUUGGGUAGUGUGGGUAGUUAUCAGAACUAUCGAGUGCAUCCUAGGAUGUACCUUAACUCAAGCCUGGCUUUAGGCACAAUUGGAGACCAAGUAAAGCAGAUUUUGACUCAGCUAGUCACUCCCCAGUCCUUGUAUCUAUCAUCCUAUCUUUAUGGGCUGUUCAGAAGCCGAUAUCAUUUGUAAAUAAUGUUGAUUUUUUUUAUAUAUAUAUUCAUGUGUAUAGGUGAGUAGUGUGCAGUUCUAAGUAUUGAGCUCCCCCUUUGUUUUUUGGUGUAUGAUAGUUAGUCUUGACCAUCUGUGAGACAAAAAAAAGUGAUGGUGCUUGAGGGUUUCUCUGGCUCUGUACAAGCUGUUGGUAAAAGUGGUAAAAUCUGUUUCAAAGGUAGUUUGCUGAAAAUUUGAGUGACUUGGGAAGCUCUAGUGCUUUCAGCAGCUGUUUGUCAGCCUUGUAGUGCUUGAGAAAAUGCACCGACUAAGAGAAAUUUAAUUGUAGCAUACCCUCAAUGAUGUGCUUGCAGUCAUGCCCUUCCAAACCUGUUCAUGACUCUGAUGUGCUGCAUUGUUCAGCCUGAUUUCUAAAAUAAGCAGCAAAGAACUUUGUAGGCCCAAUGAGACUGUUGGAUGAAGAAUUUGUAUUCUUUCCUUUCAACUUGUCUGAUUUAUGGACUGAUUUGAGCACACCUAAUUUGACAAGUUACUGUAUACUACAAAUCUGGUGUAAUUUGAGCUAAAUGUUCCCUCUAAAAUGUUGCUUUACUGGUUUUCUUUUGGUACUCCGCCACUUGUUACUAAUGAGUAAAUUGUGCAUAUUUCCAUACAGACUUGCUAUAGAACUCCUUCAGUCAUCUAUAUAUAUAUAUAGCCUGUAGUUAACUUAUAUUCUGGACACAUGCAGCAAAGUAUCAAAAUUUAGUGUAAUAGAUUGUGUAUACUUAUCAAAACAAAUAAAAAACUAUAGCUUGCUCUCGAUUCAGUUUUUCAAAAUUCCAUAAAUAUGCGCUUUCUACUUACAGUUCUGUGUAUGGAAAAAAAUCUUUUACAAACUGAUGUAUUUUUUUAAUAUGGUUUGGGUAAUCUGAAAGGGAAACGAAAGGAAUACUGUUUUUAUGGGAGUGAACGUUCUAUUGAAUUUUUCCCUUUUUUCCGUUUGAAUAAGAAUUGUGCUUCAACUCAUAGCAUAGGCUUACUCAUUGUGUUAGAUAGGUGCCUUAUUGCAUGCUGUGUAGAAAUGUAUGUUGAGCUGUAAUAGAAAAAAAAACGAUUUUUUUUUGGCUCUUCCUCCCUUUGUUCCUUUACAUACUAACCAACAUAUUUUACUUUGACUUCAGGUAAUUUGUUUUGCUUCUCUGUAUAUGAAUAUGUUUACACUGUUACUGCUGUCUUUUAAUUUCCCUGUCAGCUGGCCUCAUUGUAGAAUAACUAGAGGUUAAAAUGAGAAGUUACGAUGCCAUUGAUUCAUAUUUUCAUUGCCCUCUUUUAAGUGGUCAGAUCUUGUUCCAUGUCUUUUCCCCAUCUUUGAGUGGUACACAUGGAUAAAUAAAGGUUCUUGACUAUCUGUUUA
Molecule: messenger RNA, 3873 nt
Organism: Pygocentrus nattereri (red-bellied piranha)
Lineage: Eukaryota; Metazoa; Chordata; Actinopteri; Characiformes; Serrasalmidae
Exons: 2
Coding region: 396-1976 (526 amino acids)
Biological process (GO): regulation of DNA-templated transcription
Molecular function (GO): RNA polymerase II cis-regulatory region sequence-specific DNA binding; DNA-binding transcription factor activity, RNA polymerase II-specific
Source: RefSeq, a predicted model, not a curated record